Physella acuta is the source of this 1692-nucleotide messenger RNA. RefSeq names its product putative serine carboxypeptidase CPVL. NCBI's taxonomy places the organism in Eukaryota, Metazoa, Mollusca, Gastropoda, Physidae. Gene Ontology annotation, molecular function: serine-type carboxypeptidase activity. The record is from RefSeq and is a predicted model, not a curated record. Gene Ontology annotation, biological process: proteolysis.
AUGUUAGGCUAUUUACUCACGCUGAGUUGCCUUCACUUUGUGACGACGCUGUGUGUGGGUGAAGAGGAGCCACUUCUUCUAACGCCAUAUCUGAACAACGGCUCCAUCGAGCAGGCCCGGAAGUUAAGCUCCGUUGACCCCCGUGACUUCCCUCUCGCGGAGCUAAACGAGAGCUACGCCGGGUACAUCACCGCCAACCAAACCCUGGGCAACCAUUUAUUUUUCUGGUUUUUCCCGUCUGCAAACAACAGCCACGCCCCUCUGCUCGUCUGGCUGAACGGUGGACCCAUGAUCUCCUCGAUGGUCGGUUUGCUUUGGGAAAACGGCCCGCUGGAAAUUUUCAUUGACGAUAUGGAUUACCUGUAUUUAAAAAAACGCCGGCAUUCGUGGGCUGACCCGUUUUCUAUGCUGUACGUCGACAGUCCUGUUGGCGCUGGGUACAGCUACACGGAAUCCGGCGCGGCAGGGGUCAGAGCGACACAUGAAGGGAUCACACUGGACCUGUACUCCUUCUUGGAGCAAUUUUACGUCAUGUUUCCUGAGUACAAACACAGAGAGCUUUACAUUGGCGGGCAGUCGUAUGCUGGGAAGUAUAUCCCCCACUUCGCUCACUACAUACACCAACAAAUCCAGAAUAAAAAGACGGAUAUUCCUUUAACUGGGAUUUACAUAGGCGGAGCGUUUUAUGACCCGCCGGUUCAGAAUGUGGCGUAUUUUGAAUAUCUUUACAGUAUGGGGGUCAUCAGUCAUGCGCAGAAGAGAAAAUACCAAAGAGUGGCGAAUCAGGAGUUGGAAAAUUUUCAGAAGAAUAGUAAAAAAAAGCUGAACAUGAUAGACAUUCAGCUGCUGGUGCUGCCGUAUGUUGGACUAUUUACAUUGGAUAAUUACGUCACUGACGAGCAGGUGAGGAUAGAUGACGUAAAGAUCAUCAUGAGCUCCGGAACUACGAGUAAAGCGGUGCAUGUUGGGAACCGAACAUUCGUAAGUUUUAACUUGGAGCUUUUCGAAAAAUUCGGCCAGGAGUUUUUCGUCAGCGUCAAGCCGGAAAUGGCGGUGCUGAUGAACAGCUACAAGGUUCUGCUCUUUUCCGGGGACUAUGACGUCAUCGUCAGCUCCGUGACGGUGGACAUGGCCGUGCAGACGACACCUUGGACCGGACAGAAGAGCUACAAUCAGACGCGACGGACUGCGUGGGUGUCGGAGGACGGCCGUGUCCGGGGAUUCUACUCACAGACCGACCGCUUCUGCCGGGUGGUGGUCAAGGGGGCGGGGCACCAGACCCCACGUGACCAACCUGAGACCACCCUGGACAUGAUGAUGCAGUUUGUGGAACACGGCUGUAUUACCCCCAUUAAGCACAAUUUCAGAGGCGGGCAAAAACAUUUUUGAAACCUUUUUUGUAAAGUCCACCGUCAUUCAACUUAUAUCAACCAAUGUCAACGAUAUCAAGUAAUUCAUCGUGUAUCAACAUUCAACUGCAUUUUUAUCAUUGCAAUGUAUAUUGAACCACUGAUGUAUUAACUGCUAAGAAUCUCAGUAAAAACGACCAUUUUGUAUAGAUUGCCUUUCCAUAAAGCUUGAAGACCCAUGGAUCAAAUUCUUAAUUCACGUAAAAUGUCAUUCAGGCAGCCUCAUUUUGUUCUGUGUAUCAACAGAAUUUCAGUAGAUGAGGCAGUUACCUUUUCUAUAUUU